Molecule: messenger RNA, 3015 nt
Organism: Uncinocarpus reesii 1704
Lineage: Eukaryota; Fungi; Ascomycota; Eurotiomycetes; Onygenales; Onygenaceae
Exons: 10
Coding region: 1-3015 (1004 amino acids)
Biological process (GO): protein import into nucleus
Cellular component (GO): cytosol; nuclear envelope
Molecular function (GO): small GTPase binding
Source: RefSeq, a predicted model, not a curated record
AUGGAUGUGGCAGGUCUACGGGACCGCAUUCAAGCGACUCUCGACGCCAACGGGGAAAUUCGGCGACAGGCCGAAAUAGAUUUAAAAUAUGCUGAGAGCCAACCUGGUUUCCCGAAUGCGCUGUGUGAUAUUCUCCAAGCCGAGCAGGACCAGGCUGUUCGACUAUCCACUGUCGUUUACUUGAAAAAUAGAGUUAUACGAGGAUGGUCGCCGGAGGAGGAUCAUUCUAUCCACACACCCAUCCCAGAGGAGGAGCGAGGGCCCUUGCGAAACCGAUUACUGCCUAUGCUCGCAUCGUCGCCGCCUCCGAUCAGGUCACAGUUGAUUCCUAUGCUUUCGAAGAUCCUGAACCAUGACUUUCCGCAGAAAUGGCCAGAUUUCAUGGAUAUCACCCUCCAGUUACUCAAUGGCAGCGAUGUCAGUUCGGUUUUUGCUGGGUUGCAGUGCUUGCUUGCUAUUUGUCGAGUGUACAGCUAUAAGGCGUCUGAGGAUGAUAAACGGGCGGAAUUUGAUGAGAUAGUCAAUCACUCGUUCCCUCAGCUGCUAAAUAUUGGCUCUCGAUUGGUCGACGAGGAAAGUGAAGAAGCAGGAGAAAUGCUUCGAGCCGUGAUGAAAGCGUAUAAGCAUACCAUCUAUCUUACCCAUUGGUGGAAAUCCAAGAAAUGGGCUUACGCAAACUUGAACCGCCUUUUUAUACGGAAACCCUUCGGCAUUGGAAAGACCAACCAGCCGGAUUACUCUCAAUACGCCAAAACGUUCUUGACGACUUUUGCUCCAGAGAUUUUGAAGGGAUAUCUCCAACAAGUGGACAAAUGGGUAUCGGGAGGACUGUGGUUGAGCAAACCUGCCCUGUCCUCUACCCUGGUAUUCCUUGAAGAGUGUGUCAAGCCGAAAGCUGUGUGGGAUCAUUUGAAACAGCAUAUUGACAACUUGGUGGCACAUCUUAUUUUCCCCCUCCUCUGUCAGACCGAUGAAGAUAUUGAGAUGUUUGAUUCUGACCCAGCGGAAUAUCUCCAUCGUAAAUUGAACUAUUUCGAGGAAGUAUCUGCUCCAGAUGCUGCUGCGACAAAUUUCCUAAUUGCGCUCACGAAAAUCCGAAAGAAGCAGACAUUCUCGAUUCUCACAUUCGUCAAUAGUGUCGUCAGCAAAUAUGAAUCUGCGCCGGAUGAUCAAAAGCAGCCGCGGGAGAAAGAAGGUGCUCUGCGUAUGAUUGGAUCUCUCGCCUCUGUGAUUUUGGGGAAAAAGAGCCCCAUCGCGGACCAAGUGGAAUACUUCUUCGUCCGCCAUGUCUUUCCAGAGUUCCGCAGCCCUCAUGGAUAUCUUCGUGCCCGUGCUUGCGACACCCUGGAGAAGUUUGAACAGCUCGAUUUCCAGGAUCCCAACAAUCUGAUGACUAUCUACAGAAACAUCCUGGAUGCUCUAGCGGAUCCUGCUUUACCGGUCCGAGUUGAAGCUGCACUCGCAUUGCAGCCCCUUAUUCGUCACAACGUUAUCCGCACGUCAAUGCAAACCAACAUCCCACAGAUCAUGCAACAACUACUUAAGUUGGCCAACGAAGUGGAUGUUGACGCUUUGGCAAAUGUCAUGGAAGAUUUUGUUGAGGUUUUCUCGACUGAGUUGACUCCUUUCGCCGUUGCAUUGUGUGAGCAACUACGCGACACUUACAUGCGCAUCAUUCGGGACCUACUUGACCGAAGGAGUACCAAAGGCGAGGAUGAGACAUACGGUGAUUUCUUGGACGACAAGAGUAUCACAGCAUUAGGUGUCUUGCAAACCAUUGGCACUCUCAUUUUGACGCUGGAAAGCACCCCGGAUGUGCUGCUUCAUUUGGAAACAAUCCUGAUGCCAAUAAUAUCCAUUACUCUCGAAAACAAACUCUAUGAUCUAUACAAUGAGAUCUUUGAGAUUAUCGAUUCUUGCACCUACGCGGCGAAAUCCAUUUCUCCAACCAUGUGGCAGGCUUUUGUUUUAGUUCACAAGACUUUCAAGACGGGAGCAGAACUGUAUCUUGAAGACAUGCUUCCGGCCCUUGAUAACUAUGUGACUUAUGGGUCUGCAAUGUUAAUACAAAACCCUGACUAUCUAGCAGCUAUUGUAAGUAUGGUGGAAGAUAUAUUCAGUGAUGGGAAAACAGGAGGCGUGGAUAGAAUCUGCGCAUGCAAGCUUGCCGAAGCAAUCAUGCUUAAUCUUCGUGGACAUGUGAACCAGUAUAUCCCUGUGUUCAUCAAUCUCGCGAUGCCAAUUCUGGCCAACGACGAAGCUCGGACAAAGUCUUACCGGAUCCACCUCAUGGAGAUGGUGAUCAAUUCCAUUUACUAUAACCCCAUAUUAGCUCUUCAAGUGCUUGAGAGCAGUGGAUGGACCAACAAGUUUUUCAGUAGCUGGUUUUCGAACAUCGACAGUUUCACGAGGGUGCAUGAUAAGAAAUUAUCCAUUGUGGCCAUAAGUGCCCUGUUGACGCUCAGGGCGGACGAUGUGCCUGCGAGCGUGCAGCCAGGCUGGCCCAGGCUUCUUCAAGGGAUCAGCAGGUUGUUCCAAACUUUGCCCGCUGCCAUAAAACUCCGAGACCAAGCUUCAAAGGCAUCCGAUAUGCAAUUUGAUGAAACGGGCGAAGACGAUGAGUCUGACAACGAUUGGAACGGAGAGGUAGAGUGGACGGACCAAGAUGAAGGAGACGGCGGAGACGGCGAUUUCGGAGAUGAAGGCUCCGCAUAUAUUGAAUUUUUAAAUCGGGAAGCGGGGAAAUUAUCGGCGCUCCAAGACGAUGACGAAGACGACUUGGACGAAGAAAGCCUUCUGGAGUCUCCGCUAGACAAAGUUGAACCGUAUAGCGUGUUCAAAACAUCCAUAUUAAACCUUCAACAGAGCCAACCUCACCUGUACGAGAAUCUCACAAAGAUCCUCAAUGCCGAGGAACAGCAGAUCAUCCAAGGAGUAGUCGACGAGGCGGACAAGCAGGCUCUAGCGGCCGAAGCUGCCAAUGCCGAGCUUGCAAAGGCUAACGGAGGUACAUGA